This is a messenger RNA of Cladocopium goreaui, 5367 nucleotides long. NCBI's taxonomy places the organism in Eukaryota, Dinophyceae, Suessiales, Symbiodiniaceae. The record is from the annotation of a GenBank genome assembly.
AUGUUUAUCAGAUCCAAAAACUCCAGGAGAGGCAAGACUAGCGACUUGUCCUUGCUGGAACGAAGAGAGGCGCAGGUGGUCCACGUGGAAGCCGAAGCAGGCGACCAUGGCGCUGCGCACGCCGCGCACGGCGGCGAGAUGGAAGCGUUGAUGGCCAUCUUUUGCAGCAAAAUGAUGAUCCUUCUGAUCUUCGUUCCCUUGGGCCUGUUUGCAGCCCCUUUGGAUUUUCUCCGGGGCCUCCUCCCAACCGUUCUCAACUCCUGGCCUCAUACGUGGAUGAGCCAGCCCCAAACCGGCCAUCACGAAGACGUUGAGCUACGUGUGUCCCUGCCUGGUGGUUUGCGUGUGGUGGUUACUGCUCCUGCUUCGGCUUCUGGACUUGCCGCCGAACUCUUGGGUCACAUCUCUUUGUUCCGUGCUGAGCGUUCUUUGUCCCCUACUGAGCGUUCCUUUGAGGUUCUGUCUGCUGCUAGUGGUGUGGGCUCCGCUCCGGUGGCUUCUGGACUUCCCUCUGGGUACACUGCCAGGUCUUUUGAAACUAGGGACUCGAUCCAAGACUCUUUCGCCCCGUGCCCAUCCUAUCUCUUCAAAGACGCUGGUAGCCUGUGUGGUUCGACUUUGCCUGGCACUGAUCGUGUGGAAAGGGCUUGGCGUGCUGGACAGUGGGCCAAAGCUGUCAAAGAUCGCAGAAUUGGCAGCCCAAACCGAACACCAGCCAUUGACCUUCGACCAAGGUACUACGCGGUGCUCUUUGCCGAGGGCCUGGAGAACCCAACGAUCUUCCAAAGUGCGGCCAGUGUGUCCGAGGUUGCGGUUUUGGUGGUUGGUGUCCGUCCCAAUGGAUUUCUGUUGGCGCUUCCGGUGGGGUUUAUUCCAGAAGAGAUUCUGGCAGUUGGCAACAGUCCUUCUCCUCCUGGUCUGGUGGGUCCGUCGGUGGUUCUGGUGGUCCCUGGAAAGAUCUUAGAGGAUGGGGCCCUUUCUCCUAUCGGCAGCGAUGUGCCGGUGCUGGUUGUGGACUUCUCCGAAGGAGCUCUUCGUCACUUGCGUCUUCCAGGAGAGCAGGAGCUGGUAACUUACUCAUACGAUCAGGAUCAUCCCUUUGCUCUGCCAGAUCCAGACAAGCUUCUGGCUGCAAUCCAGGAUUGGGUCAAGGGCGGAGAGGAGUCUUCAAUGCUAGGAUUCUACUCCGCUGCCGAACUGGAUGGAGAGCCGCUGGAGGAGGGAGAUCUAGAGGCUGCCUUCGAGGACCCGGGCAGUCCCACCACUCCCAAAAGAAGAGCCACAGCUCCAGGUGGGCGAGGGAAGCCUAUUUCACAAGGAAGGAGACCAACGGUGUCAUCCCUGGCAGGCUCUAUGGAGCAGCUCCUCUCCGCCAACAUGGGCAUGCAGAAACAACUAGAAGCAUUGACCCUGCGGCAGCAAAAGCUGGAGCAGACAGCAAUUCAGCCAGCACGAGUGCUUCCAGCACAUCAGGCUUCCCUUCACCAGCCUAUCUCAUCGGCAUUGAUGGCAGCUCCAGUACCCAGCAGUGUGGUGGCUCAUCAGAUUGGCACCCCGCCUCGCACGGCUGUUCCUGCGUCCCCGGGUCUCUUAAGAUCAUCUAUGGUGAAGCCUGUCGAGGUUGGAGAAUUGGAGGAGGUUGCAAUGCCCGAUCACCCAUCUUCCUCAAGAGACCCACUGGCACAAGCCGUCCUGGCCCAGUCGAAUGCUUUGACAGCCCUGGUCAGCCAGCUGGCCUCUCAGACCAGCGACCCCAUGUUGGACUUGAGCAUGGGAGCUGCUUCUACCGCGACCAGGGGUGCUCAGGGUCGGGCCAAGCUGCAAAUGGAAUUGGCAGCUCAGAAGGGGACGUUCUUCAACUCAGUCCUCUGCUCGAUGGCAAGGCGCAUGCAGCCAACGAGCCCUGUAGAAGGAACCCCACAAGAAAUGAUGAUGAGGGGAGUCUGCGGCACCAAAUACCUAGAAAGGUUUGGAGGCUUCGGGAAACACAGGGACUUGGGAUGUUUGCAAUAUCAGGUGAUGACCAUCUUGGACUUCUUGCAGAUGGAAAACAUCCAGGGGGCCCGGGACGCGGCAUCUCUGUUGGCGGUGACGCUGGACCAGGCAGCGUUGGACAAUGGAAGGUUCGACCUGGCAUCGCUGCUGUGUCUGCAAGAGGAGCCUCCCUCCACGGUUUUCAGCCACAAGCCUGCGACGAUCCUGUCAAAGGCCAGGGCCUUCAGCCCUCUUGCCGACCAAAAAUGGAUCACCUGUGCAAUAGCUUUUAUAAAAGAAUUGGAUACCAUAUCCGCCAAGCGUCUGGAGAUCACAUCAAAGCCAGCCACAUUCGGAGGCGACAGAAGCUCCGAACCUGCCGCAAAGCCAAAACCUUAUCCAAAGAAGAAAGGUCGAGGUGGGAAAGGCACAGGAGGGGCUGGAGUCAAACCCUCUUGUUGCCGAUAUGAAUUUCCAGACGUGGGCUGCCUGCCUACCUCGGUGGAUUUUGAAAACGAGGUCGUUGGCCGUCUGCAGCUGAGCUUAGGUGCAGAGCUGUUUCAACUUGAGAGGUUCAGCGAAGUCUGUUCUGAUCUGCAUGUGGACUAUUUGGAUUCGAGGUGCGUUGGAUUUCAGAAAGACCCCAACUUGCUCCCCCGGGAGUUGUUCCCUGAGUUGGUCCCCUAUCGUGCCUUGGAUCCUAGUCGGUUGUGUUUGCAGGCACCCGGGCCUGGGACGAGCUUGGACUUAGGUGCUCCUUUUGGAAAGCGUCUGGCCUUGGCCGUCUUGUCACUGCGGGCUAGUCGGCUCCCUGGAAUUUCGCCUCGCCUCUCAUCUCGCCUUGCGGGUUGUUGGGUCUCCGUGUUGCAGUACCGAAAGUGCUGGUCGAGCCUUGUGGAUUCCCUGUUUGGUCUGGUCGCUCUGGGUGAAGAAAGUGGUGAGAAUAACAUCAGGUGCCUGCCCAGAAAAGUUGCCCAAGAACUCUCCACCAUGGCCGCUGCCGCUCCGCUGAUGUUCACAAACAUAGCUGUUGACUACCAUGACAGGAUUUUUGCCACCGAUGCGUCAGUGCAAAAAGGGGCGGUUGUCUCGGCUGCGAUUGAACCUGCACUGACCGAAAAGAUAUGGCUGGGUUCCGACAAGAAAGGAGCCUACACUCACCUGAGCAACGGUUUUCAUGCGCUUCUGAGGCAAAUUGGUGAAGUUGAUGAUGAUUGCGAUGUUCCAGGGCCCACAGGCCUGAACGCAGAGAGGGAUCUGCAGCCGGAGGUUGAGGGUUUCGAGUCCCCUGUUAUCAAUGACUUAGCCUUGUCUUCCCGGUGGUCCGUUGUCAGAGCCUGGUUUUGGAAAAGAAAGGGUCACAUCAAUGUCUUGGAGUUGGGGUCUGCCGUGUCAAACCUUCAGUCUCUGUGCCAGGAGCAUUCCUCCAUUCGGUUCUCUUCCCUGGUUGAUUCUGCUGUCUGUCGUGGAGCCCUGACAAAAGGAAGAUCUGCUUCCCGAGCUCUCCAGCCUGGUCUCAAGCGAGCUGGAGCCCUGUGCAUCGCCGCGGACCUGUAUCCCUGUUGGAACUUCUGCCCGACGCGCCUCAACACUGCCGAUGAUCCUACUCGGUCUGUGAGCUUGCGGACUCCUAUGGAUUUCUCUCUGUGUGGUUUAUUGAGUGAGGCUGGUCAGCGCCUGUUAGUUCCGGGUUUUCUCCGUCGUCAUGCUGCAAAUUGGGUGCGCCUGACUCUGUGCCUUGUCCUUUUGGAUUUAGGAGCUGGUGUUUCCUGUGAUGGACCCCCACCUGAUGCAACAGCCACCCCUGUGGCUCAAAGGAGAACUUCCAGUAUGUCUCCACUUGGACUGCCUGAGUGCCAAUGGAUUUUCGCUCUCCUUCGGUGUCUUGGGGUUUGGAGCCUCUUUUUCCUUGUUGGUUUCCUGGCUUGGGCUUUCGUGUUUUGGGUCUUCUGGUCUCAACGGUCCCUGCCUCGACAAGGUUGGUAUCCCUCCAAGGUCAGGCUCGGUUUGUUCAUUGCCAUGGUCUUCUGCUGCUGUGACGCUGUUUCUGGAAUGCCUUUGGCUGCUCAAUCACCAGCUGAAAGGCUCAGGGCCCAGAUGCGAAGUGAUGCGCUGCUCUUUUCAACAAGAGCAGUGAAACCAAAGACAAGAGAGCAACGUGAGAUCUAUCUGGAGCGCUUCAGGGCAUGGCUUUGGAAGGAAAAGGGGCUCUCUUUCAAGUUCCUGAUUGAACAGAAACCAGCAGACCCUGAACGAAUUGAGUCUUUUGUGUCGACGUUCAUCAGAGGCCUGGAUCCGAAGACUCGCACGCGGAUUGAGUUAUGCUCAGGAGCUUUUGCCACUACGCUGGAACGUGCCAUCAGCUUUUUGGACAGUGGCAUCCCUCCUGAACACUUGGGGCUGAACAGCGCGAUGAUCUUCACCUUCAACUUCAUGGCCAUCGUCCCCUUGGCCAGCAUUUUAGGCGCUGCCACUGAAUCCAUGGCGUCCCACACGGGAGAGAUGAUUGGAGGACUCCUGAAUGCGACCUUGGGCAACGCCGUUGAGAUGAUUAUGUGCAUGCAGGCGGUCAAAGCUGGAUUGGUAGAAGUGGUGCAGGGCAACUUGUUAGGCUCUGUGCUGUCCAACUUGCUGCUGGUCCUGGGGAUGGCCAUUUUCUGUGCUGGCUUGAAAUUUCACAACCGGCAGUUCAACGCCGUAGGUGCUGCUGCGAACAUGUCCUGCCUGGUGGUGGCCUCCAUUAGUAUUUGCCUGCCAACUCUCUUCGGCCAGAUUGCCGACACAGGUGAUGAAGUUCUCAUGAUAUCGCGACUUUGCUCCCUGUUCCUCUCCUUGGUGUACUUUCUCUUUCUCUACUUCCAGCUGGGGACCCACGCCUACCUCUUUGUGGAUGAAGCUGAGGGCGAGGAAGAGGAGGAAGCCCAUCUUUCAGUCAUGGGCUCUGGCAUUUUGCUGAUCCUCUGCACUCUGGUGGUUGCAGGCUGUUCGGAAAACCUGGUGGACUCCAUCGAAGGCGUCUCCACCAAGUUCGGCCUUCCGAAGGCCUUUAUCGGUGUGAUCUUGCUGCCCAUCGUUGGCAACGCUGCAGAGCAUGCCACUGCAGUCACCAGCGCCUAUCGAGGGAAAUUGGACUUGGCCAUUGGCGUCUCCGUGGGUUCCUCCACACAGAUUGCUUUGUUCGUUGUGCCGGUAGCUGUGCUCUCGGGCUGGUACUUUGGCACGCCGAUGUCUUUGAACUUCCGUCUCUUCGACAUGGCCUGCCAGAUGUUGAGUGUCUUCCUGGUAUCUCAAGUCACGCAGCAUGGCAACACCAACUGGCUCCAUGGGGCCAUGUUGGUCACCACCUACGUACUGAUCGCGAUCAUGACCUGGUUCAUUCCCGAACGAACGUGA